Molecule: messenger RNA, 2163 nt
Organism: Tinamus guttatus (white-throated tinamou)
Lineage: Eukaryota; Metazoa; Chordata; Aves; Tinamiformes; Tinamidae
Source: RefSeq, a predicted model, not a curated record
AUGGGCUCUCCUGUGCUCCCAUGUGCAAGGCUCUUGAACCGCGCGCUGUCGCUCUUGGCACUGGUAUACCCUUCUGCUGCUCUUUAUUCGGAUGAGACCCAUCUGAGCAGCAAUUUCCUGACUGACUAUGAACCUGACCGUGGGGGUGUUGUUGACUCUUCACAAGAUGCAAGGCUGCAUGUUUUCACUUUUGAUUAUGCUAGUGUGCAAAUUCCUUGUGAAGUUACUCUUUGGAUACUCCUUGCCUCUCUUGCAAAAAUAGGUUUCCAUCUCUAUCACCGGUUACCAAGACUCAUGCCCGAAAGUUGUGUCCUGAUUGUCAUUGGAGCACUAGUUGGAGUGAUCAUUUUUGUCACUGAUCACAAAUCCCCACCAGUGAUGAACACGAGUAUUUACUUUCUGUAUCUCCUUCCACCUAUUGUUUUGGAGGAGGGUUAUUUCAUGCCAACUCGCCCAUUUUUUGAAAACUUUGGAUCCAUCUUAUGGUGGUCCGUGCUGGGCUCUCUCCUGAACUGCUUUGGCAUCGGCCUCUCCCUCUAUGGAAUCUGCCAGAUAGAAGCCUUUGGUCUGACUGACCUGAACCUGCUGCAGAACCUGCUCUUUGGCAGCAUGAUUUCAGCUGUUGAUCCUGUGGCAGCUCUGGAAGUUUUUGAAGAGGCCUCAGUUAAUGAGCAGCUUUAUAUGAUGAUUUUUGGAGAGUCAUUGCUAAAUGAUGGCAUAACUGUGGUGUUAUACAACAUCUUCAUCGCCUUCACCCAGAUGCACAGAUAUGAAGAGAUCGAAUCUAUUGAUAUUCUUGCUGGAUUUGCUCGCUUCUUUGUGGUUGGGCUUGGUGGUGUGCUCUUUGGCAUCGUCUUCGGAUUUGUUUCAGCAUUCAUGACUCGAUUCACCCACAACAUUUCCGCUAUCGAACCCCUGCUAGUCUUCAUGUUCAGCUAUCUAUCAUACCUGUCUGCUGAAAUCCUUUACAUCUCGGGCAUUUUGGCGAUGACAGCAUGUGCAGUGACGAUGAAAAAAUACGUGGAGGAAAAUGUUUCCCAGAAUUCCUAUACGACAAUAAAAUACUUCAUGAAGAUGCUAAGUAGUGUCAGUGAGACACUGAUUUUCAUGUUCAUGGGAGUGUCGACAGUUGGGAAGAACCACGAGUGGAACUGGGCCUUCAUUUGCUUCACUCUGCUCUUCUGCCUCAUUUGGCGGGCACUGAGUGUAUUUGCCCUCUUCUACAUCAGUAACAAAUUCCGAACGUAUCCCUUCACCUUCAAAGACCAGCUCAUUAUUUCCUACAGUGGCCUUCGAGGAGCCAGUAGCUUCUCUCUUGCAUUCUUGCUUCCAGUGCAUCUCUUCCCUAGGAAAAACUUGUUCAUUACUUCUACUCUGGUAGUUACAUACUUUACUGUGUUCCUCCAGGGAAUCACAAUUGGUCCACUGGUCAGAUAUCUAGAUGUUAGAAAGACCAACAAAAAGGAAUCCGUCAACGAAGAAAUUCAUGUGCGACUGAUGGAUCACUUGAAGGCUGGUAUUGAAGACAUAUGUGGACACUGGAGUCACUAUCAACUGAGAGAUAAGAGCAGCAGAAACCGGCACACGCACUGGCUCUCACAUGCAGAGGUGCUGUCCAUGAGGAAUGUCCUGGCGCAUAAUCUCUACCAAGUGCGACAGAGGGCACCAUCAUAUAGCCAGCACAACCUGCCUAUGGACGCAAAGGAGAAACAAGCUCAAGAAAUCCUAAUCCGUCGGCAGCAUAGCCUGAGGCAGAGUUGCAGGAAAGGAAACAGCCUGCCUUGGGGCAGACCGGCUGGCACUGAGGCUGUACGUUACCUUUCGCUGCCACAUGGCUCCCGGCAGCCUGCUAGGCGAAAACCCCGGCGUGUGACUUUUAGAGAUAAUCGUAGCAGUGACUCUGACUGUACGCUCCCGCUAACAUUCAAACCCCAGCCCCGACUACGACCCUUUGAAGUAAAGUACCGCCAGGAAGAGCUUAUUCCAAUGGCACACUUAGAGAGACAUGCUGGUUCCUCCACUCUGUCAGGUCGACGAGGAAAAUCAAUCACCAGGGUAGACACCCUAAAGCCAAAACCUCGAUUCACUUUGGGGGAAGUGAAAGAGUAUGAGUCAGAAGAAGAGACAGAAAUAAUGGCACCAGCCAGGCCAUUAGACAUAUGA